Platichthys flesus (European flounder) is the source of this 8758-nucleotide messenger RNA. RefSeq names its product AT-rich interactive domain 1B (gene arid1b). The record is from RefSeq and is a predicted model, not a curated record. Gene Ontology annotation, biological process: regulation of transcription by RNA polymerase II; positive regulation of DNA-templated transcription; chromatin remodeling. Gene Ontology annotation, cellular component: SWI/SNF complex; nBAF complex; brahma complex. NCBI's taxonomy places the organism in Eukaryota, Metazoa, Chordata, Actinopteri, Pleuronectiformes, Pleuronectidae. Bases 268 to 7386 code for a protein of 2372 amino acids. Gene Ontology annotation, molecular function: nucleosome binding; DNA binding. The transcript has 22 exons.
AUUACCGAGAACCGGGAUGGAGGAGAGGCGGAGGGGGGAAGAAAAAAGUUUCGUUUAAACCUGGCAGAGAAACUCUCAACAUGAAGCUUCACUGACGCACCGUCUCACCACCGCCACAGCAACGCCAGCGCUAGAACAAAGCUUGCUUUUCCAUUGAACAUAUUUUUCACCUCCCAGCUUGUGCUUUUCUUGCCCUCUUGUGUUAUUUGCUGUGAGCGACGCUGGUCGGGGCUUGCUGUCACUGCGCGCUGAGAUGUUGGAGUGACCAUGGCUGCGCAAGUGGCAUCGGCUCCGACCAGAACUACUAACAAAAAUAAGAAAUUAUCCAGCGGUCUGGGUCCGGAGCUCAAUUCGGGGAAAUCCGGAGGAGGUGGAGGAGGAGGGACCGUGCAGCGAAGUGGACCGAUGCUGGGAGCGGGAGAUGGGACUCUGAAUAAUGUAGACCAUCGCGGCCGUAACGAGCUCAACAUGGUCCAUUCAACUUCCACGACUCACAGCGCACCGGACGGCCACGACAAGGAUGGGAAUAACCCCACGUCCGCGUCGGCGUCGACUAAUUCAACCACUUCCUCGAUGGAAGCGGGUUUGAUCGCGAACCACAAGCUGAAAUGUGUGGGGAGCGGAGAUCCCCCUCAGUCCCAGCCGCUGCCUCAGCAGCAGCCACCGCCGCAAUUUGGCCAAUUUGCGCCACAUCAGCAGCGACAGAUCCAAAGUAACAACACCGCCAAUAACAACGGCCAGGGGCCCCGUGGAGACCGGGGUAUGGAUCACCAGCACCACGGUGGCAAAGAGAACCUGUUGGGGGGGCAGGGGGAGCCACAGCAGCAGCAGCAGCACAUGCCAGGUAAAGGUGAGGGGGAGCUCACCUGUAAACCCGCGGAGAGGAUGACGAGUACCAGGUACGACCAUUCUAACUUAGGGCAAACUAGUAACAACUCGGAGUUUAACAACAACUAUUACACUCCACGGCCCUGUUACGAGCAACAUGGCGGACAGCAGCAACAAAGCAGUGGGAUGGGGGUAACGCACUCUCCGGCACAUAACAGCAUGGAGAAUUCCCACGAAGCAGGGUUCCACAACAACCAGUACAACCAGUACCCGGGGUACCGGGCGAACUACGGCGGUGGGGCCUACGGGAUGAUGGGCCCCUCUGGGUGCCGGCAACCUGGGAACAUGAUGAUGGGCAGCAACUCCUCAUCAAGCCACGGCAAGUCUCCCCAGGGAGCGGGUUCGGGCGGCUUCCAGAGGUUCCCGGGACAAACCCAGCAGCAGCAGCCGCAGCAGCAGCAGCAGCCGCAGCCGCAGCAGCAGCAGCAGCAGCAUCCCUCAGGGGCCACCCCGACCCUCAACCAGCUGCUCACGUCCCCCAGCCCUAUGAUGCGGGGUUAUGGCGCUGCCUAUCAAGACUACAGUGGCCCCACGGCGCAGCAGCAAGGCGCUAUGGGCCUGGGGAAAGACGUGGGGCCCCAGUACGGACCUGCUUCGGCUCACGGCUGGGGAGGACAGCAAAGGAACCACCCUCACUCUCUGAGCCCGGGUAACGGUGGACAAGGCCUCGGCAGGACGCAGGUGUCCUCCAUGGACUUCAUGGCUAUGAAGCGAUCGCAGCUGUACGGCAUGGCCAACAAUCCUUACUCCACUCCACAGCAGCCUGGGGGCGGACCUUACCCCCCUAGCCAGCCGUACACGUCACCUCCUCCGCACCGAUAUCCAAUUGGCAUGCAGGGGAGGGGUCAGAUGAUGGGUGGCAUGCAAUACCCUCAACAGCAGCAGGUGGCGCCGUACGGCCAGCAGGUGAUGGGGGGCUAUGGCCAGCCACAGCCACAGCCACAGCCACAGCCACAGCCACAGCCACAGCCACAGCCACAGCAGCCGCAGCAGCAACAGCAGCCAGGGCAGCAGCAGCAGGGAACACUCCCAUACUUCAGCCCCCCUCAGCAGACCCCUCCUGGCCCAAACCAAAGCCCCUACCUGCAGCCUCGACCACCACCACAACAGGAGGCCCAGCAGGAGAGCUACAACACCCGGGGUCCUGCUCCAGGAAGUUCUGGGAAGGCCAACAGUGAGGAGGGUGUCUCCCAGGACCGCCCCUCCAGUCUGCCGGAUCUGUCCGGCUCGAUUGAUGACCUCCCCACGGGGACGGAGGCUGGUCUGGUCUCGACCGUCAGCGCCGGUGGGUCGUCCUCCAGCAGCAGCAGCAGUAGCCAGGGGGAGCCGGGAGGCGCCAGUAACCAGGGACAGUCCCCCUUCUCCCCGCACGCCUCCCCACAUCUCCCUACCCAGAGGAGCGGCCCCUCUCCCUCCCCUGUUGGCUCGCCGGCGGGCUCCACUCAGUCCCAGCACUCUCGCUCUGGCUCUGGACCCAUCUCUCCUGCCAGCGGACCCGCUGCCAACAACGCCGCACCAGGUUCCAACGUGGCCCUGCAGAGCUCUGGAAACGGACCAGAUGGAGCCCACCCACCAAUCGCCCGCUCACCUAUGGCUCAGGAGAGAGGAUUCAUGUCCAACCUGCAGAGGAACAACGCCGGCUCCCAGUUCGCUUCUCCUCAGUCCGGACCCUCCAUGUCCCCGCAUCCUUCACCUGGGGGCCCAUUGUAUCCUGGAAUGGUUCCCUACUCCCAGAGCGGCCCCACAGGCCAUUACGGACCUCAAGGAUCACAGUAUGGACAUCAAGGUAACUACCCCCGUCCCUCUAACUACAGCGGGACGGCCAGUGCCAGCUACAGCGGCCCCGGCCCCAACAGCCUGGGUAUGAAUGCUACCAGCCCUAUGCAUGGCCAGGGUCCCGGCCAGCCCAUACCUGUGGGACGCAGCCAUGGCCCGAGCAACCAGAAUAGGGUUUAUCCGCCAAUGGCUCCCAGCUCUCCCAGCAUGCCUCAGCCAGCUGGGCCAGGGAUGGGUCCUCCGUCUUUGGGUAGCUCUAACCGCAAGGUUCAGGAGACAGGAGCCGCUGUGGUGCUGGGAUCUGCCAACUCAACACACAACAGGCGGCCCUCGUAUGUAAGGUCCCCAGCACAGAUGGAGCUGACCCCACCCAUCUCCAACCACUGGCCUGCACCCCACCCUGUGUCCACCCGUCCACAACCUUCACCUCCACUCAGAUCUUAUCACCCAUGCAUCCUGUCAUCCUCACACUCACAGCACCAUAGGCAGGGCAGCUACCCAGGCCCCGGCAUCAGCCAAGCAAGCACUAUGGCCACCACCGUCCCCUACAGCCAGCCAGCAAGCAACAACAGCUCAGCUAUGGGUAACGCACAAGGUCCAGCCUACAUGCCGCCAUCAGGAGCCUUGGCGAUGUCAGGAGACGGAAUGAUGAGCCCGGAUGGGAAACCCAAAGCAGACGUGAAAGAUGACACAGGUCCCGUCAACGAGCCUCACAAACCAAAGCUACAGGACGGUUACAGCAACAACAACAGCAGCAGCAGCAGCAGCUCCCAGCAGUGUGUGUCCCAGCCAGCGACACCAGGCGGUGCCUUGCCCGUGCCCUCCCCCCUCUCACCCAGCCCGGCCAGCUUGUCCUCCUACCACGGGGACGACAGCGACAGCAUCAGCAGCCCACCAUGGCCACUCAAGACCCCUUCUAGCCCCAAAGCCAACCCUAACGCCUCCUCCCUCAGUGGGGAGCGAAUCUCGCGCCUUUUUGAGCUGGGGCUGGAGCCAGAGAGGCGGGGCUGGGUGGAACGAUACCUGACCUUCAUGGAGGAGAGGGGCACGGCCGUCUCCCAGCUGCCCAUUGUGGGCAAGAAGCCGCUGGACCUGUGGAAGCUCUACUUGGCUGUCCGUGAGAUAGGAGGCCUCGCCAUGGUAAAUAAGAACAAGAAGUGGCGUGAGCUGUCCACCACGCUGAACGUUGGCACGUCGAGCAGCUUCGCCAGCACCCUCAAGAAGCAGUACAUCCAGUAUCUGUUUGCCUACGAGUGUAAGAUGGAGAGGGGAGAGGAGCCGCCGGCGGACAGCAGCAGCAGCAGCGGCAGCGGCAGCAGCAGCAGCAGCGUGGCUGCAGGGGAAAACAGGAAGCAGGUCAAGAUCCAGCCUCCGUCACCUGCAAACUCGGGCGGCUCCCUCCAAGGCCCACAGACACCACAGUCGUCUGGCAGCAGCUCCACAGCCGAGGCAGCAGGUGACCUGAAACCCCCCACACCAGCGACCACCCCCCUGGGACAGGUCACACCGCUGCCCCCCAACAGGAGUAGUGUGAGCGUACAGGACCCCUUCUCGGAGGUGAGCGACCCGGCCUUCGUAAAGCGGGCUGCCUCCCUGGCCCCCUCAGCUCCCUACCAGCAGGGCCUCAGCAUGCCUGACAUGAUGAUGAGGAUGCAGUACGACGCCAAGGACCCCUUUGCCGGGAUGAGGAAGAUGGCUGGAGCUGAUCCCUACAUACCAGGUCAGAUGCCUGGUGGUGGUCUGCAGGACAUGUAUGGCCGACCCCCAUCAUCUCUGAGCAUGAGCCAAAGAUCACAGUAUUCGUACGGGCCAGGCUACGACAGGAGACCAGACCAUGUGAUGGGGAUGGAGGGGAGCAUGGGUCCCCCUGGGGGUCAGAACAACCUGGGGCCGUCCAACAGCGAGGGCAGCAUGUACUCUGCCAGCAGAUACCCUUCACAGCAGAGACACAACGGCUACGGUCAGCAGUAUCCCAGCGUGCCAUAUGGGAUGCAUCCAUCUGGGAUGUACCCACAACAGCAGCAGGGCUACAAAAGGCCCAUGGACGGUAUGUACGGCCCCCCACCCAAGAGACAUGAGAGCGAAAUGUAUGCCAUGCAGUAUGGUAACCAGCAGCCGGACAUGUACAACCACUACACUGGUGGAUACUCAGGCCCUGAACACAGAGGCUUACAGGGACAGUUCCCCUACCCUUACGCCCGCGACCGCAUAGGCCCCUCAGGACAGAGCCAGCACAGUUUGAUGGGCGGGGGGCCCACUCCCAACCAAGGUGCUGAUGGGCCCAACAUGUGGCCAUCCAGGACAGACCUGGGCUAUCCCUACCCCAACCGACAGGGGCCGCCCUCUCAAAUGCCACCGUACGGCUCCAUUGGUAGAGAUGACAUGGACGGGCGGCCUGGGCAGGAGCAGUGGCACCGUCAGUCUCCCUACUUGUCGUCAGCAGGUGGCAUGCCGCCCCUGUCACGGCAGCCAUCGUCUUAUUCCAACUCCCCUUCCAUGGCCAACCACCUGCCCAGAGCACCCAGCCCAGGGGCCUUCCAGCGCUCCCUGGACUCUCGGAUGUCACCCAGCAAACUACAGUUCAUGUCGCCCAUGAAGAUGAGUAAGCCUGGGAUGGCCAUGAUGGGCUCACAGGGCGGUGGAUCCAUGGGUCAGUUUCCUCCCAACCUUAGGAGGGACCUCAACUACCCACCAGGGUCAGUGGAGGCCUCCAUGCCCAUCCUCAAGCCCCGUCGCAAGCUCACCUCCAAGGAGACUGGAACGCCUGAGGCCUGGCGCGUAAUGAUGUCUCUGAAGUCUGGGCUGCUGGCAGAGAGCACAUGGGCUCUAGACACCAUCAACAUCCUGCUGUAUGACGACAGCACCGUGGCCUCUUUCAACCUCUCUCAGUUACCUGGAUUCCUCGAGCUCAUUGUGGAGCACUUCCGCCGCUGCCUGAUCGAAAUCUUUGGGAUCCUGGAAGAGUUUGAGGUUGGAACUGUAGCUCAUAAAAACUUUUUGGAUCCUCCUUCUAACCAGAAGGAAGAAGAACCCAUCCCUGAGCAGGAGACGGACUCUGCUGUUCAGCCUGAGUCAGAGCCAGCCCCAGCAGUAGAAAUGCAGGUGGAGCAAACGGGAGGCGUCACAGAGGAAGCUCCGACCGCUGCUGCAGAGCCCGAGUCUUCUGUGGUGAACGGUGAAAAAGAGGAGUGUGAGGCGAGCAGAAAGAAGGAGGACAAGAACAAGGAAGACAGAGAGAAAGAGGGGAAAGAAAAAGAAGAGGGUGAAAAAGGAGCAGAGAGUAAAAAGGAGUCUACGGAGCAGCCUGUCACUGAGCUACAACCUAAACCUCAACAAGCCAGCAAAUACGAUAAGCUCCCCAUCAAGGUCGUCCACAAAGAGGACCUGAUUGAGGACAUGACAGAGCGCUUAGGUUACGUCACUGAGUUCACCAGUGGGCUGCUCCACUGGCAGGCCGGGGGCGGCGACUCCACCGCACACAUCCAGACACACUUUGAACCCCGGCUUGCUCCACCUGCCAGAGUGGAUGAGAAAACAAGAAAGGAGGACAAGCAGAAACAAAAUAUGGAGGACGGGAAGAAACAACCACUCCAACGUAUCACCGCUACCAUUGAUGAUGUUUUGUGUGCUCGUGUUGACGCCCUCUCUUACGCCCACCCUGCACGCUCCUUGCCAUCCUACCCUUUCCGGGUGCAUCCGGACGGGGAGCUGGACCACAUCACCCUGCUUGAGGAUGAGCCUCGCUGCCUGGACGAGGCUCCGCUCUCCACAAUAUGCGCCUGGCAGGAGUCACUGUCCAAGCGGUGCCUCUGCGUCUCCAACAUCGUCAGGAGCCUGUCAUUCAUCCCUGGCAACGACUUGGACAUGUCCCGCCAUCCUGCACUGGUUCUUCUCCUGGGCAGGCUGCUCCUGCUGAAACACCAGCAUCCGGAGAGGAUGAGGUUGCCCCCUAGCUACCAGAGAGACGAACAGCGCGAGCAGGGGCUGUCAAGUAGCAAAGAAGAGUGGUGGUGGGAGUGUCUGAGUCUGCUCAGGGAGAACGCCAUGGUCACACUGGCCAACAUCUCUGGACAGCUGGACCUCUCCACCUUCUCAGACACCAUCUGCCUCCCCAUCCUGGACGGCCUCCUCCACUGGAUGGUGUGCCCCUCCGCUGAAGCCCAGGACCCCUUCCCGUCAGCAGCGCCCCACUCCCUGCUCACUCCUCAAAGGUUGGUGCUGGAGUGCCUCUGCAAGCUGAGUAUCCAGGAUGGCAACGUCGACCUCCUGCUAGCUACGCCGCCCUUCAGCCGACAGGAGAAACUGUUCACUGUCCUUCUCCGUUUCGUGGGACAAAGGAAGGCACAGGUGUACAGGGAAAUGGCGGUGGCUGUCCUCUCCCACCUGGCACAAGGAGACCCCACAGCAGCACGUGCCAUAGCCGUGCAGAAGGGCAGUGUGGGUAAUUUGGUUGGUUUCUUGGAGGAUGGUGUUAGCAUGGCGCAGUACCAGCAGAACCCUCACAGCUUACUGCACAUGGGGCAUCCCCCUUUGGACCCGCCGAGCAUAAACAUGAUGUGCAGGGCAGCCAAAGGCCUCUUGGCUAUGGCUAAAGUGGAGGAGAACAAAACGGAGUUUGCGCUGUACGAGAGCCGAUUAUUAGACAUCUCCAUUUCCUCUGUGCUCAGCGCUGGAGUGGUGAACAUUAUUUGCCAAGUUCUCUUUCACUUGGGGAAAUUAUGACAGGAGGAGAGGCAGGACUUGUGUGACCGACCCUGACAGUGUACGAAAAAUUUCUGUGUUUUUCUAUUUUUAUUUAUCGAAAAGACAGAAAAUGUUGUUUUUUUGUUUUUUUAAAGGAGUAUCCACAUAAACAAAAUAUAUAUGUAAAGCAUCUGGGCCCUGUUAAAAAAAGUGGGUUCAGGAUUUGAAAGCUCAGUUUAAUACAAAUAUUUAAUACUUGCUGGUGUCGGAUUGCUACGUUUAAUUCUUUUGUUUUUUUGGCAUAUUUGUUUCUGUUUGUUUACUUUUUCAGCCAAAGCUGCCACCAGAUGUUGGUGCUGAAUUACAUGGUUCCUUUUGAGUCGAUGAGUCAUCAAGAUGUUUUUCAGUUUUAUAAAUGCUAAUAUACUCAUCAACAUUUUGUUAAUGGAGAGUAUUUAUUUAAAAUGUGACACUGUACAGUAGUUGAACCUUUUUGCCAACAGUUGUGGGGAAGAGAAAUGCUGACUUUUUAAAAUGAAAUGUAUAUGUCUCCAUCGCUGGAAGAUAAAAUUGUGCAAUAGGACUCGAGCAAGUUGUCCGUUCUGAGAACCAGAAGAAAUGUUAAACUGCAGUGUGUGCUUUAGGCCAUUAGGAGGCAGCAUUGCACCAGCCAAUCAACAUGAGAGCAGCGCGUCUGUCAGAGGAAGAAGUGUCUAAUUUAUCAAUCAUAGCCUCAACAACUUUCACAGAAGAACUUUGUGUUUCCUAAGCACUUGUGUCAUGUCUGUAUUUUUUCAUCAUUGUGUAUAUAAACCGUUGUACAAUGGACGCACAUGAUUCUUUCAGUCUCUAUCAAGCAUAGCAAUAGAUGGGACUUUCUGACUAAUAUAACAAAUGCUUUUAUUGUUGGUAAAAUUUGUUAUUGUUAUUAUACAUAUUUUGUUAAUGGGGUCAAAUAUUUGAACAUGGCAGAUGUAACUGAUGUUUCAAUGUAAAAAAAAUCCUGUAUGCAUUGUAUUAUAGCUGAGAAAACAAUCGCUUUGGUAAUCAAACGUGGCAGUGCCAGGGUGAGAGGAUCUCUAGGAGAGGCUACAUAAGCAACCUGUACACAUUUCUGUUUGUUACUGUCCUCCAUUCAUGUCUAUGGGCAUAUUUUUUUCAAUCUAGAUAAACGCUCUAAAAGAAAAGUCUGAAAAGACCAUUCAAAAUGUCCUGAAAGCUCAUUGUAAAAAAUCAACUUGCCUUUUUUUCGUAUGACUCCAUGUCUCUCUUUUAUUCAGUAUACACAUUUAUACUCUGUGCUGCACAUGUCACAAAAUAAAUGUACGAUGAACAUCGUUAAACACCGGAGGCGUUGCAUUAUGUCCAGACAAUCUUAGGCCAAUAAAACAAACAUCAACUGCUUAUGUGA